Molecule: messenger RNA, 2215 nt
Organism: Priapulus caudatus
Lineage: Eukaryota; Metazoa; Priapulida; Priapulimorpha; Priapulimorphida; Priapulidae
Product: 6-phosphogluconate dehydrogenase, decarboxylating-like
Exons: 10
Coding region: 29-1327 (432 amino acids)
Biological process (GO): pentose-phosphate shunt; pentose-phosphate shunt, oxidative branch
Cellular component (GO): cytosol
Molecular function (GO): phosphogluconate dehydrogenase (decarboxylating) activity; NADP binding
Source: RefSeq, a predicted model, not a curated record
UGACAUAGGACUGAUAGGGCUGGCUGUGAUGGGGCAGAACCUCAUUCUCAACAUGAAUGAUCAUGGCUUUGUUGUGUGUGCCUUCAACAGGACGGUGGAGAAGGUCGAUCACUUUCUUGCUAACGAGGCAAAAGGAACAAAGGUCAUUGGCGCACACUCACUGCAGGAGAUGGUUGGCAAGCUGAAGAAACCUCGCCGUGUCAUGCUCAUGGUGAAGGCAGGGGCUGCUGUAGAUGCAUUCAUAGAAAAACUGGUGCCGCUGCUGGAGAAGGGUGACAUCAUCAUUGACGGAGGGAACUCGGAGUAUGUUGACACGCAGCGCCGCUGUAAGGAGCUCGCCGUCAAGGGACUGCACUUUGUCGGCAGCGGCGUCAGCGGGGGUGAGGACGGCGCUCGAUACGGCCCGUCACUGAUGCCAGGGGGCGCUCCAGCAGCAUGGCCAGCUAUCAAACCAAUAUUCCAAGGCAUUGCAGCUAAAGUUGGUUCUGAGCCAUGCUGUGACUGGGUGGGAGAAGAUGGUGCAGGUGUGGGUGUGUUUACAACGUGGAACAAGGGCGACCUGGAUUCGUUCCUCAUCGAAAUCACGCGCGACAUCCUCAAGUUCAAGGACACGGACGGGAAGUACCUGCUGGAGAAGAUAAGGGAUUCUGCGGGCCAGAAGGGCACCGGGAAGUGGACUGCCAUCGCAGCCCUGCAGUACGGUCAACCGGUCACUCUGAUUGGUGAGUCUGUGUUUGCAAGGUGUCUGUCGUCGCUGAAGGAUGCUAGGGUUGAAGCCAGCAAAUCACUGAAGGGACCUGAUGCAAAGUUUACUGGUGACAAGAAGGCAUUUGUGGAGCACAUCCGAAUGGCUCUCUACGCAUCGAAGAUCAUCUCGUACGCCCAGGGCUUCAUGCUAAUGCGCUCGGCUGCUGACGAGUUUGGCUGGCAUCUGAACUACGGUGGCAUCGCACUCAUGUGGCGAGGAGGCUGUAUCAUCAGGAGUAAGUUCCUCGGUAACAUCAAGGCGGCGUAUGAGAAGACACCGGACCUCAGCAACCUGCUGCUGGACGAGUUCUUCCGCAACGCGAUCCACAACUGUCAGGCGUCGUGGCGCAUCGUUGUCAGCGAGGCGGCGAGGCUCGGCCUGCCCACGCCCUGCUUCAGCACCGCGCUGGCCUUCUACGACGGAUACCGCUCCGGCUGGCUGCCCGCCAACCUCAUCCAGGCUCAGAGGGACUACUUCGGAGCUCACACAUACGAGCGUCUGACCGCACCGGGGAAAUACGAGCACACCAACUGGACCGGACAUGGUGGCAACGUUUCCUCCUCCACCUAUCAGGCAUAGGCGUCGUCUGCGCGACGGGUCGGCAUGUUCAUGAGUGAGAGCAGGGGAUUGGGCGAGAGGAGGCAGCGUGAUGUGUUGUAGCUCCCAUCUCGACGCUCGGUUUCAGACACACUCCAGCACUGAAGAAGUUGUGUUAGCCUCGUGUCUCGUGCUCUCGCGGAGAUUUCGAGUUUUAUCCGUGAGAAACAAUGUUUGUGUGGGAAAAUUCGUGGCAAUGUUCUUAAGUAGAUGGCAGCAUAAUUAGUGGAAGUACGGCAUGCAGUACGCAAUUAUUCUAGAAGUGGGUAUAGUAAGGUUAUGAUGCCUGGUGCAUACAAACUCAUGGUGAUCUCUGUAGAAGUUUCUGCGUGUGUUAUGUAGAGUCUAUGUAUCUGUGUGUGUCUAUAUAUGUAUAUACAGGAGCCCCUGAUAAUGUUGUUAAUGAUGUGCUCCUGUGUACACAAUAUAUAACUAUUUAGGUAUUAUCUCGGGAAAAUAUUGUGUUUAGAUACAGAUUUAUAUCAUGUAGGGUCAUUCAACAAGAGUAUAUUUUGUAUAUUUUGGUUCAGCUUGCUACCUAGAAGAGCUUUUUGUGGCUACAUGAGCACUCGAACACUCACUACAGCAUAGUUGUGACGGAUCAUUACACUUAUGUCCUACAGGUGGCACCACCAGUACGUUGAUAUGGUAAUCGGGACCAGGUUAGACAUUUGUGGGAACUUUUGGGUAGUGUGUUGAGGAGUGUAGCAAACGUUAGCCACCUAGUGAUGUCGUUUAGAUGAGGGGUGGAUUGUGAUGUGCGUUGAUGUCAUUGAUGCACGGAUGUAAUUAGUUGGAUGCCAGCUCUGAAUGUUGCUGUUACCGGUGAAAGAUCUAGCAAUAAACAUGAAACUCUACUCUCUCUAGUAA